AUGUCUUCACCUCCACCCAAACCCCACACUCAAAGUUCUGGAACACACCCUGGAAGAGUAUCUCGAGGUUACAAAGCAGGUGUAAAAGUAGAAAAGAAUCUCGGGAUUCGCGGCACCGAAGAAUGGAAAGCUGAUAGGAUGGCCAAAGAGGCCAAGAAAGCCAAGGAGAACGAGUUAUUCAAGGCAGCCGGAGAGAGAAAAGUAAAAGAAGCUAGAAGAAUCGAGGAAGCGAUUGAGACUGCUCAUCGUGAUGCUGUUAUGUUUCAUAGGGAAUUCGAUAAAUCGCAAGGAGCCUCGGAAGAGGAAUUGAAUGAAAACUUUUGGGAUGGACAUGAACUUUGCAGAUAUGGAAAUGUUUUGGAAAUUCAUGGGCCCUCGUGCGCAAUUGGAUAA
This is a messenger RNA of Botrytis sinoallii, 393 nucleotides long. RefSeq lists its product as uncharacterized. The record is from RefSeq and is a predicted model, not a curated record. Bases 1 to 393 code for a protein of 130 amino acids. NCBI's taxonomy places the organism in Eukaryota, Fungi, Ascomycota, Leotiomycetes, Helotiales, Sclerotiniaceae. The transcript is spliced from 3 exons.